Tuber melanosporum (Perigord truffle) is the source of this 2238-nucleotide messenger RNA. RefSeq lists its product as uncharacterized. The record is from RefSeq and is a predicted model, not a curated record. The transcript is spliced from 6 exons. Gene Ontology annotation, molecular function: RNA binding. NCBI's taxonomy places the organism in Eukaryota, Fungi, Ascomycota, Pezizomycetes, Pezizales, Tuberaceae. Bases 381 to 1862 code for a protein of 493 amino acids.
ACCGGUACUGCGCAGGAGUCCAGUACUGCGGUGACACACUUUUUUCUGCCACACACAACCUGGCCUCUCAUCCCACUGCCGACCGACGUUACCUUGCACUCUGCUCAACCGUUACCCUCCAAAAAAAAAAAGACGAAAAAAAAAAAAACCUCCCCCCCCAUUUCUCCCAACUGUGACCCUCCCACUUCUUCCCCACACUCUUCCACCCCCCCCCCAUUUUUUUCCUACAACUCAAUCUUCUCGACAAACAAUUUUUUCCCCCUUGCUAAACGGGCAGAACAGUCCUUUUAGCGUAUUCAUUAUCAGCAAGCGCGCUUCCCAUAUAGAGCGCGUUCGCUGUUCUCGCAAUCAUGGCGCCGCCAAAAUCGAAAGGCCAGAAGAUGGCUCUGGGAGAUUUCCUUCAAGAUGAGAGCUUGGGAUCCUGGGCUGAUGAAAUGGAGGACAUGCCCACCAUCCAAAACCGCCCCGGAGCUGUAUAUGGCAACCGUCGUGAUUAUGGUGGAAACAGUAGCUUUGGUGGAGGUGACCGCGAGGACCGUUACCCGCCUCGCCAGGCUAUCCCGCCCCCCGACAAACCCCCCUUUACUGCUCAUGUUGGGAACCUAUCCUUCGAUGUGACCGAAGCACAGAUGUCCGAGUUCUUUAGCUCCUGCCAGGUUGAAAACGUCAGGCUUGUUCGCGAUAGAAUGGAUGACCGUCCUAAAGGGUUUGGAUAUGUCGAGUUCAAAACUAAGGAGGGGUUGAUUGCCGCUGUCAAUAUGAGUGGCGAAGUGUUUUGUGGUAGGGGUGUGAAAGUUAGCGUCGCUGAACCACAGAAGGAUCGUGGUGAUGAUCGUACCCAAGGAGAAUGGCGUCGGAGUGGCCCUCCUCCCCUUGCCGACCCCCCACGCCGGGGGAGCGAGCGUGGUGAUCGUCUUGGUGAUCGUUUUGGGGAAGGCGGAGACCGUGGCGAUCGACGCCACAGCUACAAUGAUGCAUCUGAGAGAGCGCCUCCCCGCGAAGCCCGGGAGCUCGACUGGGGGAAAAAGACGGCUCUCCCUCCUACACCCACUGCAAGUGAGCAUGGUGGUCGUCCUCGUAGUGGGGAUCGUGAAUAUAGAAGGCGUUCCCCCGCACCGGCUAGCGAAGGAGGCCGGGGGGGUUCCUACCGCGAGCGUCCACAAAUCGAGAGGCAGCAAACCGCCCCCGAGAGGAAUAACGCAUGGCGUAACACCGCUCGCCCGGAUCCCCCGGCUGUCCAAGAACCGCCUCCUAGGAGCACUCCUGCCAGUCCUGUCGUCCCUCAUACCCGUCCUAGGCUAGAACUCAAGCCUCGAAGUGAACAUCCCGUUGAGCCUGGGCCAACUUCUGCAGCGUCUACUGGUGAAUCAUCAAAGGCAAAUCCGUUCGGCGCAGCUAGACCUAUUGAUACAUCCCAGAGAGAAAAGGAGGUUGCGGAGAGGAGAGCAGCCGCCAUUGCUGCUAGGAAGGCCAAAGAAGACAAAGCCCGCGAAGAGAAGAAGGCCCGCGAGGCCGAGAAGCAAAGCGAAGCUGGCACCCCGACCGGAAGCAACAAAAACUUUGCGCUUCUCAGAAGAGCGUCAACAGGCCCUGAGGGAGCUGCUGCAGACGGCGAGGGCGAAAAGGAAAAAGAGGCUAAGAUAGAGAAGAAGGACGAAAGGCCAUCCAAGGUUACAGCGAGCAGCUGGAGGGCAGCCAGGCCGGAGCCAAAGGAUAGGGAUGUUGCGAAGGAGCCUAAGCUUGACAUUAAUAGGGCCUCCAAUUCCGCAGCAACUGAGGAGGACACCGAUGGUUGGACUCCAGUCUCCGGCAAGCGGGGGCGCGGAAGUGCAAAUGGUACAAAAUCUUCGACAGGUUCUUAAAUGCUGUGUAUUGUGGGUGCUUUCUUUCUUUUUUUUUUUUAAUCAAAAACGGAAAUUUAAAAGCGUGUUUCUAUGUCUCUCCAUUACUUGUUAUUCUUUUCUUAUGUCAUUUUCUGCUUCGCUGUUCCCUUCCCCUUCGUCCCCUAUCGCCUUCCCUCUUCCCUCUUCACAUUUUCUUUUCUUUUUGGAAUCACAAAGCUAGAGCGUUGGGUCUUUUCCUCCUGUUUUUUUUUUUUUCCUUUUAUUAUUCUCUCUCACUUGAUGAUGGCUGGGGAAAAAAAACGUACUUGGAAAAACCAAAAAUAGUCUCGGGUCCCUUUUCAUGUAUUACAGCUUCUUGUUCCUCCUAAAAAUGAGAAUUUGAAAAUGUUCACAA